This is a messenger RNA of Gryllus bimaculatus (two-spotted cricket), 2080 nucleotides long. The record is from the annotation of a GenBank genome assembly. Lineage: Eukaryota; Metazoa; Arthropoda; Insecta; Orthoptera; Gryllidae.
AUGCAUUUGAGAGUUGUCAACACAAAACUGGUUUGUGGGGAGGUUAUAAAGGGAGAUAGUUCCUUUGACUCUCCUCCAGUUCCUAAGUUGAAGGCUGCAACUAUGAAGGUCUAUGUCAGAGUUAGAGGAGAGUGGCUACUUGUUCCUUGCAAAGAUGGGAAAAGCACUGUGCGAUGGCUGGCAGACGAAGCUCUCCGAAGGUACCACCUGCUGGAUCAGCAAGGGUCGGGGAAGCAGGCACCACAACUGCGCGAAGUGAGGAAAAUGCGUGGAGCGUUGCUGUGUUUGGAUGAUCCAAUAUCAGACUGCCUUGAUGACAAUGAUUCCAUUAUUAUUGUAACAUCCUCCGAUAAACCACCAAAACCUCAAAGUUUGGAAGACUUGAAGUUUGGGAAUGAAAUUAAAGAUAUAAACCACAAACCUGCAGAGGAGUACCUAUAUUUAGACGGGGCUUCAUUGUCCACCAAUGAUCUUAUGUUGCUAGGAAAAGGAUUGUAUCGCAUUAAGUUGACAGCUGAAGCAGAAAUAAAUGUAACAAAGGCCAGAGAAUUAAUUGAGAAAAUAUUGCAAGAAAAGAAAGCAGGAGUAGGAGAACCUCUGAGUGUUGAGAAGACCCGAAUGCUGUUGGCUCUGCGAAUAAAUGUGCUUGCAAAAGGUUACAGUGGAAUUUCCUUGAAGACUCUUCGACACCUCAUAAAUGCCUUUAACAAUUCAUGCUUGUCCUGGGUACCAGUCCAAGGGUCAGUUGGUGCCUCUGGUGACCUGGCUCCACUCGCCCACCUUGCCCUCGGCCUGCUUGGAGAAGGCAAAAUGUGGAGCCCUGCCACAGGAUGGGCCAAUGCAAAAGAGGUUUUAGCUGUUAAUGGACUGCAGCCAAUGGAAUUGGGGCCUAAAGAAGGAAUUGCUCUAAUAAAUGGAACACAGCUUAUCACAUCCUUGGGUGCAGAAGCUGUGGAGAGGGCAUACUAUAUAGCCCGUCAGGCUGACGUCACCGCUGCUCUUACUUUGGAGGUCCUCAAAGGGACAUCUCGUGCAUUUGACUCUGAUGUGCAGCUCAUUCGACCCCACAAAGGGCAAAUUGCUGUAGCGCGGACUUUGAGAGCUCUCCUGCACUCGGAGUUCUACCCAUCACAGAUUGCAGAGAGUCACCGCUUUUGCAAUCGAGUGCAGGAUGCAUAUACUUUGAGAUGUUGUCCACAAGUGCAUGGUGUAGUACACGACACAAUUGACUUUGUUCAAGAGGUCAUAACAGUUGAAAUGAACAGUGGAACUGAUAACCCUAUUGUAUUUGCGGACAGAGGAGAAAUCAUUUCUGCUGGUAAUUUUCAUGGUGAAUAUCCUGCAAAGGUGUUGGACUAUCUGGCAAUUGCUGUGCAUGAACUUGCUUCAAUGAGUGAGAGGAGGAUUGAACGACUUGUAAACCCAGCUUUAAGUGAGCUGCCAGCUUUUCUUGUGAAGGAUGGUGGACUUAACUCGGGCUUUAUGUUGGCUCAUUGCACUGCAGCUGCUUUAGUGUCAGAAAACAAAGCACUGUGCCACCCAGCGUCUGUUGAUUCUCUCAGCACUAGCGCAGCACAAGAAGAUCAUGUAUCAAUGGGGUGUUUUGCAGCUCGUAAAGCCCUGCAGGUGGUUGAAAAUGUGGAAAGGGUAAUUGCCAUUGAAUUGUUGGCUGCUUGCCAAGCAAUUGAGUUCCUCAGGCCACUUAAGACAACCCUUCCAUUGGAAGAAGUGUACAAAGUAGUGCGUAGCCGUGUGAGGCCUUGGGACAAAGAUCGUUACAUGGCCCCAGACAUAGAGGCUGUAACAGAACUUCUACGGCAAGAUCAUAUAUGGGUGGCUGUUCGCCAUCAUAUUGACUAUUAUCUUGCCCCACAGGAAUUGGAAACUAGAGUGUUCAGUCCUACUGCUGUAAUGGUUGGUGAGAAACAACGUGCCAAGGCACAUGUACAUCAAGAAAAAUGCCUUAUUAAUGCAAAAAAACGACUGAGACCUUCAUCUCCAUAGUUAUACAACUAUUUCUGUGUAUUACAUUGUAUCUCUGCAACAAUAAAGUGUUUAUAUUUUUGAACUGCAUUUCAUU